AUGAAAGAGAUAAUCCCAAUGAGAACUUACUGCAUGGUUUUUGGGUAUGAUGGAUCAGAUUAUCAUGGGAUGCAAAUUCAGUUGAGAGAUAACAAAAAAGUGGAGAACUUAAAAACAAUAGAAGGAGAGAUGGAAGAUUGUUUAAAGAAGCUUGACUUGUUCUUUGUUGGAAAUGAUGAUAAUAAUGAUGGAGGAGGAUUUUUAAAGAAAAUUAAAUGGUCAAGAGUUGGAAGAACUGACAAAGGAGUACAUUCAGUCUGCCAAGUGGUAUCUUUUAGAGCUAAGAUUAGAUUAAAUAAUGAGCUAGAAGGUAUUUUAAAACAUAAGAAUGAUAGUCAGAAAAUCAAAGAAAUUUGUCAAAGGCUCAAAAUAGAGAGAGACAUUUUAAAUAAGAAUGGAUUGGAUGAAAGCCAGAAUAUGAAUCCUUUGCUAGGAGGUGUCUCACUAACCCCAAAAAGUAAUGUAGAGGAUUUUCUGGAUGAGUUAUUGAUUUUGGACCAUAUAGUAGGAAAACUUAACGAGCUUUUAGAGACAACAAAAAUCAUGGUUUUCAAGAUUUUUAGGGUAACAAAGAAUUUUGAUGCCAGAACAGACUGUUCUAGAAGACAGUAUGAAUACUUAAUGCCCGAAUUCCUUCUUAAACCUGUAAAUAUUAUCAAUGAAGAUUUUAAAGAAGAGCUUAUAAAGGCAAGCUUAACUAGGUUUGAAAAAGGGCUAAACGAUUUAAAAAGUGGGAGUAGAAAGAGAAAAAGAUCUUCAUGUACAAACUUGAACCAGAGCUCUGAAAGCAAGGAAAUGAAAGAAGAAAAUUUGGAGAUAGCUGAGGAGAUGAAUGAAGAAGAAGAGGAAAAAGAAGAGAAAAUGAAACAAUUUGAGUUUCAUCAAGCAAAUAGGCUCAACAACUAUGGGUUUGGGAACGAUUGCAAGCUGGUUAACUACGAAAUUGAGGAUUACUUGGAAGAAAAGAGGAGAUUUUGUUUAACAGAUGAGGAUUUGAAAAGGUUUCAAACAAUUCUGAAUGAGUAUCUUGGUACAAAUAGCUUUCACAACUUUACAUCCAAGUUAAGUUACGAUGAUUCUACUUCUUGGAGGCAUAUUGAGGAAAUUAAAGUAGUUAGAGUUGAUCCAAGUGAAAUUAAAGGAGAUUUAAAACUCAUAAAAAUUGUUAUUAAAGGCCAGUCAUUUUUAUUACACCAAAUAAGAAAAAUGGUAGCUUUGGCCAUAGAAAUUUUCAGAGGAACAGCUCCAAGUAAUGCAAUUCAACUUUGUUUUUUGCCGGAUAAAUACUCCAUUCACUUAGCUCCAAGUCAAGGACUUCUUUUAGAUCGGGUUUUUUACAAUUCUUACAAUACGAAAAGAAGUAUUUCCACUGAUCAGAACGACUUCGCAAUUCAAUUUCUCUCAUUUCAUAUCCAAGAUUGUCAUUUUGUUAAAGAAAUGGAGUCUUUUAAAGUUAACUCAAUUUACUCAAAAAUUUCAUCAACGAUUUCUGAACCGAAUGAUAACAAAUGGAUUGAAUGGAUUGAAUCAAUCAGCAGACAUCCAUUUAUUAUUGAUAAUUUAAUAUAUGAUACAAGCUAUGCAAACAAAAACAAGCUAGAAAAUAAGGAUAAUCAAUUAUGA
Molecule: messenger RNA, 1623 nt
Organism: Cryptosporidium ubiquitum
Lineage: Eukaryota; Apicomplexa; Conoidasida; Eucoccidiorida; Cryptosporidiidae
Exons: 2
Coding region: 1-1623 (540 amino acids)
Biological process (GO): tRNA pseudouridine synthesis; mRNA pseudouridine synthesis
Cellular component (GO): nucleus
Molecular function (GO): pseudouridine synthase activity; RNA binding
Source: RefSeq, a predicted model, not a curated record